UUGAGCCGAGAGAAAGCGGGCCAGUUGAUGCGUGCCACCAAGGGAAUGCACGCCAAUGCACGCUCGUUGCGGCAGCUGAUCGUCCGCGAGUUCUCCAUGAUGGUCUGGACUAGUUCAGAAAGUAAUUUGGAGUUCCGGAUAAGACAGAUAGGGUGUGUGUGUGUGUGUAUGUGUAUGUGUGUGUGUGUGUGAAUGUGUGUGUGUGUGUGUGUGUGAAUGUGUGUGUGUGUGUGUGUGUGUGUGUGGUGUCGUGUGGGUGUAUAUGUGCGUGAUUGCGUGUGCGUGUGUGUCUAGGCAAUGUUCACUUCCACACAAUCGACCAGCGAGUUACCAACUUUGAUUCGGAGCUGGAGAAAAUGAGGACGUUGUACAUGCGGGAGUUCAUGCAACGCAAGCAGCUCUUCAAUCAGAUCCAGGAGAUGCGCGGCAACAUUCGGGUGUUCUGCCGUUGUCGACAUGACAACAGCGCCCGGAGUGCCAUCACGUUCCCGAGUGACACGGAACUGCAGGUGGUGACGCAGCAAGGUCACGUCAAGAAGUUUGAAUUCGAGAAGGUCUUCCAGCCGACCAGCAAACAAACAGAUGUGUUUGAGGAUACAUUGCCCAUCAUCACCAGCUGUGUUGACGGUUAUAACGUGUGUCUGAUGGCAUACGGACAGACGGGCGCCGGAAAGACCUACACCAUGAUGGGAACAGACUCCGAUCCCGGCAUCAAUAUCAGAGCACUAACGGAGCUGCUCAAGACAUGCUCAGAGCGGAAGCAGAUCGACUAUACACUGAAAGUCUCUAUGUUAGAAGUGUACAAUGAAACACUGAUUGAUCUGCUGCGGGGUCCAGACGCCGGGGGAGUAUCCGUCCAUUCUAAACUAUCCAUACAGAAGAAAGGCAAAGGAAUCACAGUCCCUGGCUUGACAGAGGUGCAGGUCACUGCAGUGGCUGAUAUCAAGGGUCUGAUGGACUUUGGUGGACAGAACCGUACGGUUGCCAUGACAGCUAUGAACACAAGCAGCUCCCGUUCCCAUCUGAUGCUCAAGCUGUACGUUGAUGGAGUGGAUCGUGUAUCCAAGGCCACUACGCAUGGUAGUCUCAUGCUGCUGGACUUGGCCGGCUCUGAGAGAAUCUCCAGAAGUGGAGCCACUGGAGAGAGAUUGGUAGAGGCGGCCGCCAUCAACAAGUCCUUGUCUGCGCUUGGCCAGGUGUUCAAUGCAUUACGUACGUCCAGCCUGCACAUACCUUACCGUAAUUCCAAGCUCACACAUCUCCUCCAGCCCGCACUGGGUGGCGACGCCAAG
Molecule: messenger RNA, 1292 nt
Organism: Sycon ciliatum
Lineage: Eukaryota; Metazoa; Porifera; Calcarea; Leucosolenida; Sycettidae
Biological process (GO): microtubule-based movement
Cellular component (GO): microtubule cytoskeleton
Molecular function (GO): microtubule motor activity; ATP binding; microtubule binding
Source: RefSeq, a predicted model, not a curated record